Paramecium octaurelia is the source of this 3509-nucleotide messenger RNA. The record is from the annotation of a GenBank genome assembly. NCBI's taxonomy places the organism in Eukaryota, Ciliophora, Oligohymenophorea, Peniculida, Parameciidae.
AUGUUUCGAGUUAACUAAAAUGAUGAUCCCAAUUAUGAUUAAUUUGAUCCUGAUAAUUUGGAUAUAGAGGAAGUUGUGAGGCAAAGAUGGAAAUAAAGCAAAGGAAAUUUAGUAGGGAUGCAAAACAAUAGAUUACCUUCUUUUAGAAAAAGAUUUAUAGAUGUAAUAAUAAGUUCUUACUUCAGCCUAUUGUAUCAUAAACACGCUAAGUUGAAGAGUUUUUAAAAGAAAAUGCAAUUUCUUUUAAAACACCAGAUGGAAACCUUCCUGUUGAUCCUUUUUUAACUUGGGAGAGUAUAAAACUUAACCAAAAUAUAAAAAAUGUAAUACAUGAGCUUAAAUUUUGCAAACCUACGCCUAUUCAAUCAGUUGGUAAUUAAUAAUCCUAAUAAUAUAGUAUUCCCACUGAUUUUAAGUGGAUUUGAUGUGAUUGGAAUUGCAGAGACAGGAUCAGGCAAAACCUUUGGGUAUUUAUUACCAGGUCUUAUUUAAUUAUCUGGUCAAAAUUAUCCAAAUAAUUUCAGAAAUUAAAUAAAUGGGCCAGAAAUGCUUAUUUUAGCACCUACAAGGGAAUUAGUUAUGCAAAUCACUUAAUAGGUAUAGUUGUUUGUGAGGCCUGGAGAUGUUGCGAAUGCUUUUGGAGGAUAAAAUAGAGAUUUAUAAGCAUAAUAAUUAAGAUAAAAUCCAUCUAUCUUGGUAGCUUGUCCAGGUCGAUUGAAAGACUUUUUAGAUGAUGGAAUUGUAAAUUUAUCAAAAGUGACCUAUCUUGUUAUCGAUGAAGCUGAUAGACUAUUGGAUAUGGGAUUUGAAGAUGAUGUUAGGGAAAUAGUUUCACAGAUUAGAUAAGAUAGACAGACUGUUUUCUUUUCUGCAACUUGGCCUAAGGCUGUAAGAAAUUUAUCAUUUGACUUUUGUGCAGAGAGCCCUGUAUAUGUUUAAGUGGGUAGAUCUAAUCUAACCAUUAAUAAGAAUAUAGAUUAAGAAAUCAUUUGUCUUUAUAAUAAUGAAAAAUUAUAAACUUUGCUGGAUAUUUUGGACUAAUUGAAAAUUACUGACAAAGUAUUGAUUUUUGCAGAAACUAGAAUAAGUUGUGAAAAAUUAUCGGUUGAUAUGACAAGUGAAGGUUAUUAUGCAGUUGCACUUCAUGGGGAUAAAACUUAAAAAUAACGAGAUGAAAUUAUGUCAUACUAUAAAAAAGGUGAUACUAAGUUGCUUUGUGCCACUGAUUUAGCCUAGAGAGGAUUAGACGUUUCGGAUAUUACUGUUGUAAUCAACUAUGAUUUUCCAAAAUAUAUAGAUGAUUACAUUCAUAGAAUAGGUCGAACUGGAAGGGCAGGCAGAAGAGGAAGAGCGUUUAGUUUUUUUUCAUUUGAGAGAGAUACACCUCAGAUGGCGAGAGAAUUACUUAAACUGAAUAAUAUACAUUAGAUGAAAUUUAAUUACAAGCUUAUGGAAGAGAUUGCAAAUGGAAUAAGUAAUAAAUUACAAUACAUUUAGAAUAAUUUAGAGAUCCAAAUACAUUGAAAGGUUAAAUUAAGUAUGGUACUUAACUCAUGACUCAUUAAAAUAACUCUAAAUUUAGAAUGCCCAAUUUAACCUAAGAAGAAAGGGAAAAUCUUUAUAUGCAGUCUUACCAAUAUGAUAAUCUGUAAUUUAUUGUGAAUUAAUUGUAGUUCUAAUAGGAAUAGACAAAAGUAUGAUUAAGGCUAAGAUUACAAAAAACAUCAUCACGGAUAAUAUAAUAAUAAUAGGUUUCAGUAAAAAGAGGAGAACUUUUAUUAAUAAUAAUUCCGAAAUCAGGUAUUUCAAGUAAAUUUAAACUUAGGGACAUCAUAAUUAAAGAAGGUAAUAGUAAUAAAAUAACAGACCAUAUUAAUAAUAUUAAUAAGGAGAACUAAAUGAGUUCCAAAGAUAACGUAGAGAUGAUUAUUUAGAUCCAGAUAGAGGUUAUGGUAGAUAAGAAAAUUAUAGAAAUCAAUAGUCUAGAUUUGAAAACCACGGUUAUGAGAAUUAAAGACCCAAUUAUGGAUAGUAAAAUAAUUAAUACGAAAACCACAGAAAAUUUUAGGAUGACAGAAUGGAUUAAAAUAGAUAACCAACCUUUUAGUAUCCUAAUAAAGAGUUGCAGUCUUCAAAUAUGAGAGAUUAAUAAUAAGACACCAGAAAUCAAUAUAGAUAUGAUUAAUCAAAUAAUGAUUACAGAGCUGAAACAGAUACUUAUCCUGGAUAAUCUAAUUAGAAUUAUAGAAGAGAUGUAGAAUUUGAUUAAUAAACUGGUUAUUCCAACAAUUUUAGAGAUCAAAAAUAACAAUAGAAUUAUAGAAAUUAAAAUGAUUAAUAUCCUUAUGGUUCAAGAUAAGGCUUUAAUAAUUAAAGGGAUAACAAUGGCUUUUAGAGAAAUCAACACCAUAAUCAGAGAUAGUAAAACCAUUGGAAUGAUAACAAUAAUAACUAGUAAGGAUAUCCAUAGAGAUCUAAUGAUUAAUAAUUCAUAAGACCAUCUUUUUCAGAUAAUCGCAGAGAUAAAAAUUUUGAUUAUCAAAACAGAACAAAUUAAAGAAAUUAAUAAGAUGUUGAAAGAACAAAUCAAAAUUAUAGGUAACAACGAAACUAUCAUCUAGAAUAAGAAAAUGAUAAAUUUAACUCUUAAUAUAAUGAUUAAUAAAGGCAAAACAGCAUUAGAAAUUUUGUGGAUGUUAGCAAACCUUUAAUUGAUGAAUUUUAAAUGAAAGCAGAUUAAUUUCAAUAGCCUGAAUCAAUUAUUAAUCCUGAUUUUAAUAACUUCAAAUUUAAUUAAGCUCAGAGUUGGGAUAGUUAAAAAAAUGAUCAUAAUCAAAAUUUAUCUCAAAAUAUAAUUGUUCAACCUAAUUAAGAGCAAAAUAGAAGAUCUAAUGCAAAUUAAGAGGAACCUGAAAAAAGAGUCAGUCUAAAUACUGAAUAGCCUACUGUAAAUAGAUUUUAUGACAAUUAAAGACCAAAUCCCAAUAUUUAAGUACCCCAAGCAAAACUAGAACAAUAGCCUUUUAAUCAAGAAAUUGAGUAGAAGCAACCUCAAAAUAACUUUUUCAAUUAAAAUUCUCAAAAUUAAUCAAAAUUGUAAAUUAUAGAUUUAUGAAUAUAGUAUUGAUCAAUAGAGUAAUUAAAAUUAAGUAAUUGGGGUAGAUUAAAAAAUACAUUAGUCACCAAAAAAUUAUGAAAAUUAAAGGCAAAAUAAUGAGAGACCUAAUUUCAUUUAACAAUAAUUUCAGAAUAAUUCCAGACCAUCUUAAAAUGAUUAUCAAAGUUUCAAUAGAAAUGAAAGAAUUUAGGAUGAAUAAUCUGAUGAGGAUGAUAAUUAAAUAGAUUUCACGCGAUAUUCUAGACAAAUAGAAAAAGAAGGCCAAAUGUAUUAUAUAUGUCUAAGUUUAAGAUAAAAUCAAUCCGAAGGAAGCAAGAGUUGGAAUAAUUCGAAUUAAGGACAAAUCCAAGAUUUAGAAAAAAGCAAUUUAGAAUCCUAGGCUUAAUAUUGA